AUGUCGGGGCUCCGCUCGGCUGCUUCAGCCCCGCUGGUGCUCACCCUCGCUCUGCUCUUCCAAACCUCUCUGUCAGUGCUCCAUGUCCCGAUGCUGAUCUGGUCAACUCAGAGAUCACUGUGGAAUCCAGACUCCGCUUUGCAUGAAGGCCACAUUGUCUCAGCACAGGAGCUGCCUGUACUCCUGCAACCUCUUUUUGCCCAGAAUUCCAGAAACCUCAUCUUGUUCCUGCAAGAUACUCUUAGCAUAGAUGAUUUCACAUACCUCAGUGAAUUCUACGGUAACGAGAAUCCUUUUCAAAAUAUUCAGGAAAUUCUUCAGUCUUCUCCUUCAUCUUUAGUUUUGCCAGCUGUUGACUGUGAAGCUACCAGGUAUCUCCUGAGCUCUCUCCAGGAGUCAGGAGACUGGAAGUUGACAAACAUAUCUAAUCUCAAUGUCUCUCAACUGGAAGUGAAUACGUCUAAACCAAACUUACUGGUGGUUCAGCUACAACCCCUUGUCAGAGGUUUAAAUGAGAUUUCCACCCUGAAAGCAAUUGCUGAAAAUGACAAAAUAAUUGGAAGACUGACCAUGGAUCUGCAGGAACGAGGGAUUCAUUUUUCAGUAAUUUAUACUGCAGUGAGACCUUCAAGG
Apaloderma vittatum (bar-tailed trogon) is the source of this 633-nucleotide messenger RNA. RefSeq names its product V-type proton ATPase subunit S1-like. The transcript has 6 exons. Gene Ontology annotation, cellular component: proton-transporting V-type ATPase complex. The record is from RefSeq and is a predicted model, not a curated record. The annotation marks the transcript as partial. Lineage: Eukaryota; Metazoa; Chordata; Aves; Trogoniformes; Trogonidae.